AUGCCCCCUUACUUUGUCUUGGCUGGCGACAGCACAACGGCUACCCAGUCGUCUAAUGGAGGAGGCUGGGGAGAUGGGUUUCUGAACACUACGCUGUUCAACGGGGCAUCGGGUCACAACUAUGGGCAUAACGGUGCAACAACAGUCAGCUUUCGAGCUGGUGGUGACUGGGACAACGUACUUGCGAGGGUCCGAAACGUUAGCCACGAGUACCAGCCAUUCGUCACUAUACAGUUCGGUCAUAAUGACCAAAAGGCGGCCGCAAACAUCUCGCUUUCCGAAUACACCGAGAAUCUACAAAGAUUCGUGACAGAAGCUGUCCAUGCAGGGGCAACCCCUAUUCUCGUGACACCAUUGUCAAGGCGCAAUUAUGACAACUCAACAGGACAGCCGGUGAUCAAGCAGGACCUCGCGAAUCAAACAGCGGCGACCAUCACUGCCGCACACAACACUGGCGCCUCGUUUAUUAAUCUCAACAAAGCCAGCACUGACUACCUGAAUGCUAUUGGGCCGACCGAUGCCUAUACCUAUAACUUGGUUUCUACCGAUUACACUCAUCUGAAUGUCGAGGGUAGCAUCGUUUUCGGUGGAAUUGUUGCCGAGUUGAUCCAGCGUGAUUUCCCCGAGCUGGAAGGACAUGGCUUCGUUCGGGUGGAUAAGACCUUGAGAAAGGAUGUUGAGCAGGGUAUUUACUACUGGCCUUGA
Messenger RNA from Penicillium cataractarum, 705 nucleotides. RefSeq names its product rhamnogalacturonan acetylesterase. Gene Ontology annotation, molecular function: hydrolase activity. Bases 1 to 705 code for a protein of 234 amino acids. The transcript has a single exon. The record is from RefSeq and is a predicted model, not a curated record. NCBI's taxonomy places the organism in Eukaryota, Fungi, Ascomycota, Eurotiomycetes, Eurotiales, Aspergillaceae.